AUGUCGCGCACGACGCAGACGCAGAUGCAGAUGCCGCCGUCGCCGCCGCUCCUCUUAACGAAGCGCGUCACGGCAUUUCUGCGCGCGAACCUGUCGGCCCACAUCCACUCAGCCAUGCUGACCACGCCGGCCGGCAGCCUGCUCGCCCACGCUAGCAGCCUGCCCGCGAGCGCCCUGCGCCGUCAGGCCGCCGUUGCGGCCUCGCUCUGGGCCCUCCAGGGCCCAGCGCACGCCGCGCCCGCCGCACCCGGCGCUGCCUCGGCGACGCUUCCCCCGGGGAGCACGGUCCGGACGCCCAAGAGCGGCAGGCACCCGCCGACGGUGACGGUGCAGCUCGACAGCGGCGCCGUGUUCGUCAUUCGCCGCUUGCGUUGCGGCAUGCUUUUCAUCUGCAUGGGCGGAAGCGAGGGAACAGCGGCGGCCGCUGGGCGGCACACGCCGACCCCGCCCACGCCGCACAACACCCGCCCCAGCCGCACAGCAGCAGGCUCCCCCUCCGAAGCCUCCAUCCUGUCAACGCACACGGCAGGCGGCGCCUCGGUCGCCAGCGGUGCCAGCGCGGCCACCACCGUGCCGGGCAGCAGCAGCGGCGGCGGCAGCAGCAGCAGCAGCAACAGCAGCGCGGCGCAGAUGCGGCGGCAGGUGGAGGAGCUGGCGCGGUGGCUGGACGAGCGGCUGGGCGGGCUGUACGUGCCCGAGGAGGGGAUCGGGAUUGGGAUUGACAGCAGGAGCGGGAGCGGGAGCGGGGUUGCUGGGACCGCGAACGGUAGUGCGGCGGCGGUGGGAGUGGAGGGGUGA
Messenger RNA from Thermothielavioides terrestris NRRL 8126, 798 nucleotides. RefSeq lists its product as uncharacterized. Bases 1 to 798 code for a protein of 265 amino acids. The transcript is spliced from 2 exons. NCBI's taxonomy places the organism in Eukaryota, Fungi, Ascomycota, Sordariomycetes, Sordariales, Chaetomiaceae. The record is from RefSeq and is a predicted model, not a curated record.